This is a messenger RNA of Ambispora leptoticha, 426 nucleotides long. Lineage: Eukaryota; Fungi; Glomeromycota; Glomeromycetes; Archaeosporales; Ambisporaceae. The record is from the annotation of a GenBank genome assembly.
AUGCCUUCGCCUCACCUUUAUCAUCCUUCACUUGAACCAAGAUCUGUGGUUUACUCUUGGUACCGUAAAGUAAUCGCAAGCGAAAUUGACGAUUUAGAUCAAGAAGAAGCUGAUUAUGAAGCCUCGUUAAUUGUCAUCAAAAAUAACAAUAAAAGAUGUGCGGUUCCUGGACUAAUCAAACUAAAAAAUCGAAAUGAGGAUUCGCAACCACAGAACCAUAAUCGUGAUUUAGACGACGAGGGGCCAAUGUUUUCGGAUGACGAUGAAGAUACACAUCAUCAUCAUAAUAAUCCUGACAUGCUUGAUAUGCUUGAUCAUUCAGGUUUAAUACCCAUGAAUGAUAUGGAUUUAUCUGAACACGCGGUAUUUCUUGCUAUGGGUGCCGAACAAUAUACAAGUAAUCAUAAUCUUGAAGACGACUUCUAA